This is a messenger RNA of Entrophospora candida, 1119 nucleotides long. The record is from the annotation of a GenBank genome assembly. NCBI's taxonomy places the organism in Eukaryota, Fungi, Glomeromycota, Glomeromycetes, Entrophosporales, Entrophosporaceae.
AUGGAACUCAAGGCAGCUGGCCAAAGUGUUGCCAUCAUUAUUGGAAAAUCGGAGGAUGAGAUCUUUAAGAUUGUUGGUAAAUCUUUGGAAUGGAAUAUUAAAAACGAAGAGUAUUUAACAAUUGAAAAACAACAAGAUGCAGAUUCGAAACUAACAUUUGUUGUUUUAAGAAUGGGAGGAGGAGGAAAUCAAGUACGAAAAUUUAAAAGAAAUCAAUUAAAAGAUCCUAAUGCGCCGAAAAGACCAAAUACUGCAUAUAUUUUGUUUAGCAAUGAAAUUCGUCCAGAGACCAAAGAUGCUAAUCCAAAAGCAAAUCAAAAAGAAAUAGUCACUAUGAUUGGCCAAAAAUGGAAAGCUCUUUCUAGUGAACAAAAAAAGGUAUAUGAAGAUCGUUAUUCGGCUGAUAAAGAAAGAUAUGACGAAGAACUUCGUGCUUAUAGAGCAGGUCAUCAUGCUGAUUCACCAGUUUCAUUAACAUCAAAUGAAGAUAAUGGUGGUGAAAGUUCUUCUAGUAAUAGCAGCAACACGUUUAUACCAGUACAAAUGAUGGCUCAAAAUCAUAAUGUUGUUGGAAGAGUGCAAAUUCCAACUUCAGUAGCUCCACCAUCACAUUCUUCCAAUGCCACCACAACCACAACAACUGCUACUACACAAUUCUUAGACCCUCAAUUAUAUUCAAUGCAAGACAUAUUAACUAAUAAACAAUCUGGUAACACGGUCUCUUUUGAAAAUGUACAGCAACAACAAGAAGAAGCGAAUUCUUCUAGAAAAAAUACUUCCAGAGCAAAUAAACGUACAAUAUCUGGUAUUAGGAAAGAUGAUAAUCCAGAUGAAAACGUGACAGAGGAUGGACCAUCUACAAAGAAAACUCGUUCUGCAGCUGCUAAAGGUGAUGAUUCUCUAAAUGAUAAUGAUUAUAAUGAUGAAGCUAUAACAAUUGUGGUGCAGGAUGAUUCUUCUUCAAAUAAAAAACAAAGACCUAAACGUGGUUCUGGUGGUAACAACGUUUCUUCUACAAAUGGAUCUAAAUCUAAUACUGCUACUCAACAAGUUAAUACUAUUGCUCCAUCAACAACACAAAUUACUACUCGUAGUACUAGACGUACUGCUAAAUCUUAA